GCUCCCCGAGACGUUCUCGCCCUUCCCCGCUGGGUCCCGGCUUUGUCCCUUCGAGGGGCGCGGGGGUGGCGGUGCGGGGACAGCGGGGGUCGGUCCCGGCCCUCGGGACCCUCUGAGCUCCUCGCCCGAGGCUCUGAGCGUCAGCGAGAGGAAAACUGGGAAACACCGGAGAGGGAGCGGAAUUCCAGCACGGUCAUGCCCGGGGCGGCGUCCCGCACAUCCCCGGGGGCCUGUCCCUGUCCCGGUCCCGGUCCCGGUCCCGGUCCCUGUCCCUGUCCCUGUCCCUGUCCCUGUCCCCGUCCCCAGGGACAGAAGCCGGAGCUGGCAGCCGUGUCCCGCCCUGUCCCUGCCACCCCGCGGCCACCAGCAUUUCUCAUCUGACGGCCUCGGGGGUGACACUCACCCUGUCACCGCCGAUGGCAGCGCCCAGGGGGACACGGGCACACCUUGAGGCCACCAAGACGCUGCCUGCAGCCCGUGCCACGCUGCUGGUGGUGCUGAUAAUGAAUCAGCUCCUGAAAACGGAGCGCCCCAGGGUGAGGGGGGAUGCCUGGGGUGGGAGAGCACCAGGAGCUGCAGGGAAGGGCAGGAUUUCACCAGGCUGGCCUUGCUCAGGAGCGUGACCACACCGAUCUGAUUUGGAUUAGAUUUCAGCAAGAAAUCCUUCCCUGUGCGGGUGGGGCACAGAGAAGCUGUGCCUGCCCCAUCCCUGCAACGUGGGACAGCGGGAGGUGUCCUUGCCCACGGCAGGGAGUGGGAACAAGAUGAGUUUUAAUUCCCCUUCCAACAAAAACCAUUCCAUGGUUCUGUGAUCCGGCUGAGAGGGGACAGCAGCACGCACAGGGGCUGGAGCAGCAGCAGGAUGAAGUUUGAGCGUGUCACUGCUCCCCUGGGCUCUGCUGACCCACGUCAGGCUGAACCACACUGAGGAGAUCCUAAUCCCCAAUUAGGGUGUUUGUGUCGACUUUCUGCUGCCGGCUCUGACUUCCCAGUCAUUAGCCUCCAAAAAUUAAAAAAAAAAAAUUCCGUUUUUCAUCUUUCCCCUCCUCUUGUGGCAGCAGAACCAGUUUGAAAAAUAUUUUUUGCACAGAGUAAUUUUUGCACAAAGUGACAGGGGCAUUGUCUAAAUAAUCACAGCGAGAGAGGGGGGGAGUAUCGGUUACACCGCGAGGAGAGCUCCCGUCAGAGGGGCGAGGGAAGCAGAGGAGGAAGGUGAAGAGAAAUCCCUGGAGGAGAAGGAAAUUCCAGAGCUCCCUAAAGCACCAGCACAUGGUGGAGGGCCCCAGAAAGCUCCCGGAGAGCUGCAGCAUGCAGGGUCCCCAGCUGGGUGAUUCAUUUCCCCUUGCAGGGCCGGGAUGAUCGCAGGACACCGGGAUUGUCCUGGGGACAGCAGCUCCCACAGGAGCUCAGCUCUCACCAGGCCCAGGGGAGGCUCUGCCACAUCCCUGCCCCGUGCCUGAUCCCCGGGAAGUGAAACCCAAAAUAAAGAAGUUAUCUGCUGCCAGCAUCGCGGGCUUGAGCAGCCGCGGGAGCUCCGUGCCUCGGGCCGUGCUCAUCCGUCCCCUGCCCCCAUCUCCGUGCCCUGGCGGGGACGCGGAGCCCUGGCUGCUCCCUCAUUACUCAUUACUCAUUAAUUACUCCCGGCAGGCGGCCGGGACAAGGUCCUCCCGCAUCCCCCGGAGCCCCGCGGGUGCCGCUUCCCACCCCGGGCAGGAGCUGCGGGCCCCAAACCCCCCGUGAGGGGAGCGGCCCCUGCUCGCUGCUUCUCGCCCCAGGGCAUGGAAAAAGCCAGCGCGGAGCCCGGGCCGCGGUGACCCCGCUGGAGAUCGUUGGGACACGCGGGCUGUGGCGCUGAAAAUCAGCUCGGCUGUAAAAAUGGGGUUUAAGGGAGUGCCUGGACCAUGAAUGCCGUGGGGAGAGGGAGGGACUGAUGUCCAGGUGCCGGGCACAUGGGAUGGGAUGAAUAAAGAGCAGUGGUUCCUCCCUUCCCAGCUCCCUCAUGCUGGGAGGGACAGCUCUGUCACAGCCCAGGAGCAUCACCCGUGUCGUGGUGACAGGGACAGGCCACACGAGGCAUCUCCCGCUGCUGUGUGAACAUCCCGAACCUUUCCUGGAAGAGAGCAGCCUGUGGGGAUGUCAGCACAGCCUCGGUGCCAUGGGGGGUGUCACAGACACCUCAGAGCUGCCCCCAGGGUUGGCACAGGCGUGACAGGGCUGACACGAGUCGGGUGUGAACCCCCCGGGUGUGACACCCCGGGGUGCUGGGGGAGAUGUCAGGACAGGCAGCCUUGGGACAGAGGUUUAAUCCCAAUAUCUGGGCUGGGCAAUGGAGGAGUGGGAUGUGGGAGCAGACACACUCCAAGGAUCCCCUCAGCUGGAACCGUCCCUGCUCCCCGGGCCGUGUCUCCCUCAGGAGCUGCUGGGAUGUUUCCUCACCCCCUCCCCGCAGGCAAAGCGGGACCCAGCACCCAGAUAAGCGGGAGCCGCUGGCGCCUGUGGCACCGGGACACGCUCUGGCCCUGCUCCCGUGGAGAUCCCAAGGUCCCUGCGGGGCAGACGGCGCCUUCGGGCUCCCCUUUCAUCCCUGCCCCAGCUGGGCACACGCCCACGUUUCAUUCUUCUUCCUCCUCCUCCUCCUCUUCCAUCCCUGCUAGGCAACCUCUCUUCCCUCUCCAGAGUCACCCCAGCUCUCAGCUGGGCAAACUGAGGCAGGAGGCGAAGCAAACCAGGCAAUUCCCAAGGGGACAAAGGGGACCCUCAAACCUGGGUGACUCCCCCCACGUGCAGCUGGGGAGUCACCCAGGGGCCCGGCCGGGGCCACCCUGCCAGGCCAGGGCAGGGCAGGAGCGGGCACACGGUGCCGCUGCCCUCGGAGCCGGGAUCCUUCCCCGGGAGCGCUCCCAGCUCCAGGAUGAAUCACACUUUCCUUUCCCCUGGGAUCAGAUUGCAGCUCCUACGCCGGAGGGGCCGGACCUGGCACCGCUGUCCCUGGCGCGGCCGGACCCCCGCGCCCUCGGCAAACAGAGCGGGCGCGGAGGGCACGGAGCGCUGCGGGAUCGCAGCUCCUAAAUCCCAUCCACGCCCCUAAAUCCCAUCCACGCCGGAAUUCCUGCAGUCGGGCCGGUGCUCCCAGCCUGUCCCUGGAAUUCCUGCAGUCGGGCCGGUGCUUCCAGCCUGUCCCUGAAGACGGUGUGGGCACAGCUGCCGUGGCAGUGCCAGGCUGGUGGCGGCGGUGCCACGGUGGCGACGCCGCUCUGCCUGCUGUGUCCCUGCCCUCGGGGCAGAGCUGCUGUGCGUGACGAGAAGGAAAAAUCCGCCAGGAAGGGAAACGCGGAGCAGCAGAGAGGGGGUGAGGAGCCCCACGGCUGCUCCCUGCUCCCCACGGUCCCUCCACACAGAGCUGCUGCCGCUCAUCCCAGCAGCAAAAUCUCAAACCCUGCGUGUCUCCAGCUCCCUCCUGCCUCUUUCCUCGCCUCUGGCAGUGCCGGUAACACCCCUCCGGCUCUGUUUACCGGAGCAAAGUCCACUCUGCUCGCUGCCGGCGAAGUCUCCUUGCACAGCCCGGCCCAGCUGUGCCCGCGGCCCCUCGGGCUGUGCCGGGACAGCGGAGCCCGCGGUUGCCUGGUUAUAUCCACAAAACAUCCCCGUGCCGGGGCCCGGGCCCGGGUAUCGCUUACGGGGAACAGCUGAGCCUCCUCACUCCCCACCCUGCCCUUGGCAGCUCAGCACACACAGCUCAGGCUGUCACUGUCCCCUCCGAGGGGACAUUGUCACUGUCCCCUCCGGGCCCUCCUCACUCCUCACCCUGCCCUUGGCAGCUCAGCACACACAGCCCAGGCUGUCACUGUCCCCUCCGAGGGGACAUUGUCAUUGUCCCCUCCGAGGGGACAUUGUCAUUGUCCCCUCCGGGCCUACGAGGGGUGUUGGACCCAGCCCUGGUGAUCUGCAGGUUUCUCCCCUUGGCAGCUCUGGAUGGAUAUUUAUACACCCAACUUGUGCGAAUUAACAGCAUUCCUCUCCGACUGAGUCAAAAAUAGCUUCAUGAGGAAAAAAAAGAGGGAGAAAAAGAAGGUGUGUCACGCUGAAAAAAGCAACGGGAUCCAAAAAAAGAGGAAAAAAAAACCCCACUCAAAUCUCCC
Molecule: messenger RNA, 4139 nt
Organism: Prinia subflava (tawny-flanked prinia)
Lineage: Eukaryota; Metazoa; Chordata; Aves; Passeriformes; Cisticolidae
Product: collagen alpha-1(I) chain-like
Exons: 2
Coding region: 2134-3069 (311 amino acids)
Source: RefSeq, a predicted model, not a curated record